AUGUCCGGUCCCCUCUUUGGCCUCAUCCCCGCCGGCCUCCCCCUCAUCACCGACCCUUCCUCCACGCCGUCGCCCACCUCGCUCCUCUACGCCCUGCCCUCGCACCGCGCCUUUUCCCAUCUCGUGCUCUUUCUCCUCCCGGGCGUCUCCCUCCCCCCCGGCACCGCCGCCGCCAUCUACCUCGCCACGGCCGCGCAGGUUGCCGCUGCUGAGAACUCGGGCGCUCUGCCGCCGUUCAAGUUUCUCGGCGCCAUCGGCCCCGGAAAGGAGAGCGCCAUGUUCAAAGUCGGCAACACAAACAGCAACACGAGCGGUGGCGACGCGUCAGAAGCGGCGGCGCACCAUAGCCUGGUCAUUGGUGUAUCGAUCGAAGCCGAGGCAGAUGUGGCGCAAAAGAUGCAGGAGCUCGUCGCCAACAAGAACGCGUCAUCAUCGGGGUCGACGCAGCAGCAGCCGUCGACGGUGGUGCUGGCGCAGCGCAUCAUACAAAACGCAUUCAACUUUCUCACUGGAUUCAGCGGCACGGCUGGUCCUGGCGGCGUGGAAGUGGUACCGCUCAAGGCCUUUGAGGAGUGGUGGCGCAAGUUUGAGAAUCGCGUGCGCAACGAUCCCAGCUUCUUGGAAAAGCAGUCCGAUUAG
This is a messenger RNA of Beauveria bassiana ARSEF 2860, 639 nucleotides long. Its product is annotated as DUF775 domain-containing protein. Lineage: Eukaryota; Fungi; Ascomycota; Sordariomycetes; Hypocreales; Cordycipitaceae. Gene Ontology annotation, cellular component: cytosol; nucleus. The record is from RefSeq and is a predicted model, not a curated record. Bases 1 to 639 code for a protein of 212 amino acids. The transcript has a single exon. Gene Ontology annotation, molecular function: nuclear import signal receptor activity. Gene Ontology annotation, biological process: protein import into nucleus.